Messenger RNA from Lagopus muta (rock ptarmigan), 1879 nucleotides. RefSeq lists its product as uncharacterized. Lineage: Eukaryota; Metazoa; Chordata; Aves; Galliformes; Phasianidae. The transcript is spliced from 5 exons. Gene Ontology annotation, molecular function: cysteine-type endopeptidase activity. Gene Ontology annotation, biological process: proteolysis. The record is from RefSeq and is a predicted model, not a curated record. Bases 431 to 1879 code for a protein of 482 amino acids.
GUGAGAAGGUGGUUCUUUGCAUGGUGAAGUGCAGGAUGGGGUGCAGCAGCUGGAUUCCUUCUUGGUGUAGAAAGUAGGCUGUGAAGUCCUGGUUUUGUUAUCCUCUGGCACAGGUUGUAGUGGCGACUGCCUGAGUUUGUGGGAGAAUGAUGUGCUUUCUGGUAGCAGAAGUGUUGAAGCCCCAGCUGUGCUCUAGCAGCUUCCUUCUGCUUUUCACAUGCAGCCUUUGUACUGCUGCGCUGAAAAUGGGCUUCACUGUGUCUUUGCUACUCCUGUUUUGCCCUUUAUCUGUUGAUGCAGCUCAUACAGCUGUCAUGAGAAACCUCACUGAAGUCGGAUAAGAGAAAAACAGAGAUGGUUUUGAUCUGCCCUUGCAGUGGUGUAGCUGCAAGCUGUGGUCCUUAAGGGGAACCCGAGCAGUUGAAUUCUAAUGUGCAAUUGGAAGGGGCAGAAGGAGAGAGAUGAAUUUGGUGCUUUUGUAAGGUACCCCUGUCUGCACUCCCCUGGAAGGAGACCAGCUUCAGGGCAGGUGACCGCUCUCCCACUCGCUGACGCAGUGACUGUAAGUUCAAACAUGGUCUCUACCAGACGUCGGGCACGCUCCAACAAGUCUGUGGCGACCCAGACAGAGGGACUGCCCAGAUGUGCAGCGGUCCAAGUCUCUGGCUGCAGGGAGUGCCUGAGUCUGCUGCUGCCGGGGGACGAUGGGAGGGAUGGCACCUGCGUGAGGUGCGAACAGUUGGAUGAGCUGCUCAGCCUUGUGGUAGAGCUUAGGGAGGAGGUGGAGCGGUUAAGAUCCAUUAGGGACUGCGAGAGGGAGAUAGACUGGUGGUGUACCUCUCUGCAAGAAACAAGCAGAGAUUGCAACCCCCAGCCUGUAGUGGACUCUCUGCCUUCCCGUAGUAAAAACGAGAGAGCUGACUUGGGAGGAGAAGAGGAAUGGCAGCAUGUCCCACCUCAGCGACGCAGGCGGCGCCCUCCCCGACCUACCUCGGUUCCUCAGGUGCCCCUAAGUAAUAGGUUUGAAACCCUGGAACUGGAGGGUGAGGAGGCUGAGAACAAGGUGGUGGAACAGCCUCUGAGCUUUGCUAAGGAGAGGCGGUCGGCUCCACGCUUGAAGACCGCCUCUUCUGGUAAAGAAAGGAGGGUGAUAGUUGUAGGAGACUCUCUUCUAAAAGGAACUGAGGGCCCGAUAUGUCGUCCUGACCCCACCCGGAGGGAAGUGUGCUGCCUUCCUGGGGCACGGGUCAGGGACAUCUCUAGAAAGCUGCCUGGGCUUAUUCGCCCGUCUGACUACUACCCCUUAUUGGUAGUUCAGGUUGGCAGUGAUGAUACUGCCAAGAGAAGCCUAAGGGCAAUCAAAAAUGACUUCAAGGGUCUGGGGAGGGUACUGGAUGGUGCGGGAAUGCAAGUGAUCUUCUCUUCUAUCCCUUCAGUGGCGGGGAAGGACUCUGAAAGGAUCAAAAAGGCCCUCCUCAUCAAUAAAUGGCUUAGAGAAGAAAAGGACCAUGGAUUUGAGGUGGGCUGUGAAUCACCCCAAGAUGAAACUUGCCGAGGUUGCGUAGAGUCGGAUGCGAUUCCUUUCCAGGCUCCAUCGGGGAGUUUGGACGAGCCGGACGCCGUUGCCAGUUUGCCCACUCCUGGUGACAUCUUGGUGUCCUACUCAACCUUUCCAGGUUUUGUGUCCUGGAGGGACAAGGUGAGUGGCUCGUGGUAUGUGGAAACCCUGGACAGUGUGCUGGAACAUUCUGCCCGUUCUGAAGACCUGCUAACCAUGCUGCUCCGGGUGUCAGACAUCGUGUCCACCAAGGGGAAGUACAAGCAGAUCCCAGGCUGUUUCAACUUUCUACGUAAGAGAUUCUUCUUCCUGUGCAAAUGA